This is a messenger RNA of Oreochromis aureus, 2918 nucleotides long. Its product is annotated as chemokine XC receptor 1-like. Gene Ontology annotation, molecular function: chemokine receptor activity. The record is from RefSeq and is a predicted model, not a curated record. Lineage: Eukaryota; Metazoa; Chordata; Actinopteri; Cichliformes; Cichlidae. Gene Ontology annotation, biological process: chemotaxis; G protein-coupled receptor signaling pathway; immune response. The transcript has a single exon. Gene Ontology annotation, cellular component: membrane. The coding region runs from base 667 to 1635 and encodes 322 amino acids.
GGGUUUUUUUUGUCUGUUUUGAUUAGACGGCUAUGGAAAAAAAAAUAAACAUAUAUUUAACAUUGAACACGAAACAAUGUGAAAAAAACCCCCUGAUUGCUCAAGCUUUUUUUUUCACUGUGUGGUUUUUGGUAGGGCGGCACUCUAGCCCAAAGACAAGACAAACUAUCAGAUAUCUCACAAACAUAACAGGUUUUUCACCACAGUGCAACUCAGCAGAAGACAUGAGUUUAAGGUAAGUUUAGAGGAAUGUAACAUGCAUAAAGACAGUUAUUUGUCAGGUUUAAUUUUGAUGAAGUUUCAUUUUUCAUGUGAAAAAUUGUUGCACAAGUUAACUUUUAAUCUUUUUUUCAUGAUGUGGUUUUUGUUAAGGCAGAAUCUCUGAAUUAAUCUGAAAAAAAUAUUCAUUUUCAAAAGAACACCCUGCAGCUUUUUCACAACAGUAAAAUUAAAUAGAAGACUUGACAGUUGAUGUUUGCAGUAAGUUGCUGUGUUUUUUUUUUCUUAAAUUUUGUACUUUAUUAAUCCCAUUGACUUUAUAUAAUAUACAAAAACCAGACCCAAAAUCAACAGUUUCUGUCAUUUUAGAGAAAACUGCUCAGUCAUUGUGUUUAACUGUUUUUUAUUUUGUAGAUAUGUUUUUUCUUCUUUUUCAGAAAACUGAAAAUGGCGAACUUCACAUCUGACAAUGUGAGUGAUGGUGCUGCAUACCUUUGUGAUACUAAUGUUCCCACCAUCACUGGUCCCCUCUUCAUCUUGAUCUUCAUCCUCAGUAUCAUAGGCAACAGUCUCCUCUUAUGUGUUCUCUUCAUCUACGAGAAUCUGAAAAAUAUGACAAACAUUUUCAUCCUGAACCUGACCUGCUCUGAUUUGAUCUUCACCAUCACACUUCCAUUCUGGGCUGUUGAUCAUCUACACCACUGGGUCUUUGAAGGCUUUGUCUGCAAAUUCGUGACUGCUGCAUUCUUUGUUGGUCUGUACAGCAGUGUCAUUCUGCUGACUGCCAUGACAGUGGAUCGUUUCAUUACUGUGGUGCUGCACAACUGGCCGAUCAGCCAUGCCAGAAUGAAGAGGUGUGCAAUCGGUGCCUGUAUAGCUGCUUGGGUCAUCAGCAUCUCAGCAUCCCUGAGUGAUGCAAUGAAAGUAAAGGUUGAACACUGGUAUGGUAAAAACUAUUGCUAUUAUGAAUCUGAAGAAAAGCUUGGACGCUAUCUCCAAGUGUCACUGCUAUUCUUCCUCCCAUUUGCCAUCAUUAUUUUCUGCUAUUCUGCCAUCCUCAUGACAGUUUUACAAGGUUUAAACAGAAAGAAGUUCAGGACUGUGGCUGUGCUGUUGUUUAUUGUUGCAGCCUUUUUCAUUUGCUGGGGGCCAUACCAUAUUAUGCUUUUAAUCAAGUCUCUCAAUACAAACAAAGAUUGUAAUGUACUGAAACAGUUAGAAGUUGCCUACCAUAUUUGUGAAAUGCUUGCCUAUUCUCACUGCUGUAUGAACCCUCUGCUGUAUAUGCUCUCACAGAAGUUGCAAAAGCAUCUGUUGAAUCUUUUGCGCUGUGAAAAAGUGAACAGGAAGAAGAGAGAGAGAAGCACCAGCCUGAACACUUCACAACAUUUCACAUUGCAGAGCUCUGCUGUUUAGAUGGAACUGCACAACUAUCCAUUAAAAAGUCACUUGUGAUAUUAAACCUUGAUUCAGGCUUAUACAGUCAAAGUACUUUGAUGUGUAAGUGUAUUAACACACUCGCUGAGGCAAACAAAAGCAGUAGCUUUCGAUAAAAGCUACAGCACGGAAUCUUGGGAUAAUUUUUGAUCAAUCUCUGUCUGUUGAUGCUCAUAUCAAGUCUUUGAUCCGCUCCUGCUUUUUUCAUUUAAGAAAUAUUGCUAAACUUUUCUUUUUCUUCUCCAAAGUUGAAAUGGAGAUGCUUGUCCAUGCCUUCAUCUCCUCCCAGUUAGACUAUUGUAACGCAUUCUUUUCCUGUCUGGCUUCCCUAAAUCACCUUCAAGCGGUCUAAAAUGCUGCAUCAAGGCUUUUAACCCACAGUAAUAAAUUCUCCCAUAUCACUCCCAUGUUAAAAUCCUUGCAUUGGCUUCCAGUUGGGUACAGAUAUCAGUUCAAAAUCCUCACUUUUACGUUUAUGUCCUAGUAAAGGGCCUCACCUAAAUAUCACUGAGCUUCUUCAUCCCUACUCUCCAAAGAGGAUCUUUAGAUCCACUGAGUGGUCUUCUGAUGAUUCCACGGACCCGUUUGAAAACAAAGGGGGAUCGCACUUUUCAAACCCUUGCUCCAAUACUGUGGAACAGUUUACCUCCCCCGCAACACACCAUCGACUCUGUGGCUUCUUUUAAAAAACAGCUUAAAAAAUCUGUUUAGACAGGCAUUUGGGUAAUGUUUGUGUCUAAUAUGUUGUUUUGUUUGACAUGCUUUUAUACUUCCUUUAUAUUGUUAUAUUGUUUGUUUGAUAUGCUUUUAUUAUUCCCAUGUGAAGCACUUUGUAAUAGCUUCUUGUUUUAAAAAGUGCUAUAUAAAUAAAUUUUACUUACUUACUAGUAGUUCACAACAUAUAUAGAUAUGACAAAUUGUAUUUUUUAAUAAACAAAAAGUGUAAAGGUUGGGAUAAACAUAAAGGUCUGCUUGUCAGCAAAUAACUACAGAGUAACUGAAGUAAUGAGGAUUCAUUAAUUCAUUAAUAGUUAAAGCUGUAUCAAUCAGGUUAAUGUCAUGAACUGAAUUAAUAAAUGCAUUGUGUUACAAAUACAUUAGUCACAUCUUGAUAAAAAACAAAUGCAGUUUAGAAGCAUUCAGAAAUAAUCUUGGGACCUGAGAAGGGGGAAAUCACAACACCCAAAGUCCAUCAUGGAUAAGAGCUAUUGUAUAAGAUGAGGCUCAAGAAAUAAAAAAUCACACAUAGCAAUGUUUUCUGC